GCUAUGACAACCAAUCCAAAAGUUGUUUGUAAAAAUUCGUUUUAUUUCCACCUGCCGCCGCAUGUCUGACAGCCUGUAAACUGACGUAAGGAUAGACCAGGAAAAUGGACAAACCCCAACUGAUCGAGCACAUCCACGAACCGGUUAACUACACGGUGUACGACACCAAGUGGUUGCCGCUCUCGGCCAAGUUUGUGGUGUUGGGGUCCAAAGCCAACAGCCACGGGAUUCUAGACAUCUACGAGCUUAACGAGGACAAGGUGGUUAAGAUCAAGUCCGUGGAGAAAAAGGUGGCCUUCAAGUGCGGGACAUUCGGAGGCUCUUCACUGCGUAACCGCCACAUGGCCAUCGGUGACUUCGAGGGAAGGCUGCAAGUUCUAGACCUGGAGCAGCCAGAUCUUCCGGUUUACAAUGUGAAAGCUCACAAUGGCAUUAUAAACACCAUCGACGCUAUAGGAGGCACACAGAUAGACUGCGGUGCUCCGGAGAUCGUCACGGGAAGUAGGGAUGGUGCCGUCAAAGUCUGGGACAUCCGACAGGGUCAGGCACCUGUGGUGGACAUGUCGCCUCCGCCACAAAUGGGUGAUGGGCCCAACAAUACCGGCUCCCGUCGCGAUUGCUGGGCUGUGGCCUUUGGAAACACCUACAAUUCCGAGGAGCGGAUUGUGGCUGCCGGGUACGACAAUGGAGACCUGAAGCUCUUCGACUUGAGGUCCCUAUCGGUACGUUGGGAGGCCACUAUGAAGAACGGAAUCUGCGGCCUGGAGUUCGAUCGACGAGACAUUCCCAUGAACAAGCUAGCGGUUACCACUUUGGAAGGGGGUCUCCUCGUCUACGAUAUGCGCACCCAACACCCCACAAAGGGCUUCAGCUACGUUGAGGAGCGAAACGCAGGACGGAGCGUGGGCACUAAUGGCGUGAUCAGUGGCCCUAAGGCUACUGUUUGGGUGGUGCGCCAUCUGCCUCAGAACAGGGAUCUCUUCCUCACCGGUGGCGGAACUGGCUCGAUUCGCUUGUGGAAUUAUGAGUAUCCCGAUAGAAGGGCCAUCGAUGACUCCGAUGGCAACAAGAUUGGAGUAGGUGGCAUUAUGCACAUGGUCAGUGCCGCCACGUUGAGUACCCAACCCGUCCACUGCUUCGACUGGCAUCCGGAUAAACUUGGCCUGGCUGUCUGCGGUGCCUUUGAUCAGAAUGUCCGUGUGCUGAUCACCACCAAGCUAAACACAUAUUAGGAAAUAGAAA
Messenger RNA from Drosophila bipectinata, 1242 nucleotides. It is a transcript of the gene Wdr92, whose product is annotated as WD repeat domain 92. The record is from RefSeq and is a predicted model, not a curated record. NCBI's taxonomy places the organism in Eukaryota, Metazoa, Arthropoda, Insecta, Diptera, Drosophilidae. Gene Ontology annotation, molecular function: ubiquitin binding.